Molecule: messenger RNA, 2778 nt
Organism: Oikopleura dioica
Lineage: Eukaryota; Metazoa; Chordata; Appendicularia; Copelata; Oikopleuridae
Source: the annotation of a GenBank genome assembly
AUGCAGCCGGACUACCAGGCGGAGGUGCAUGAUCACGGGACGAUCAGAAUCGCACUCGCCACUCCUCCCGGCCAGGAGAAUCAACGCCUCAAUGAUCGAGUCCAGUUGAAGCUAGAGAAGCACAAAGAGCUCUCUAUUUCCGGCAGAAAUCUUCGGAUGCGUUACUCGUGGACUCUCCGAAAGGAACUGAACGCAUCUGUCUAUGACGGGCGCUGCUUGCUGGUAGGCAGCAAAAGCAGUCAACCGCUCAAACCCGACAUUCUUCACUUUCAAUCCGUCGAUGCUUGGAAAACUUCUUGGAAGGAUAUUGAAGACAUGGUGACGUCGAUCUACUACAUUCUCGAGUCCAAACGCGUUGAGAGGUCGUCUAUGUCUUCUUCCAACUCGGACAAGUCUUACCCAAUGCUAAUGGCUCCCUUCGAACGUCGGGAGGGAAAUCUAGACUUUGAUUCGCGAAGCUUUCGCAAGAAACUUCAAGGACGAUUGAGAAAACACAUCGGGGAUCUGUGUCUGCUCUGUGGCCUCCCACAAGAGGCGUUGAUUGCCUAUCACAGCGCAUUAGAUGCUCUGCGCCUUUCUCAAGAUCAUCUCUGGGUUGCGGCUUCGCUAGAAUCUCUGCGCCGUGACAGCGUCGAAGCAGGUGUUCUCGAACUCGAAGCGUGUCUAAAAGCGACGAAGGUUCUUGUUAAUAUGGGUCGAAACUUGGACGCCUCUGAUUUUCUUCAAAACACAAUCUACAUUGGCAUCAAAUUGCCAAGCGAGCGUGAGAUUGAAAGGCUCUCGACUCUGGCCGAUCUAUACGGGAUGAUCGGUUUCAAGAGGAAAGAGGCUUUUUACAAGCGAGUAGCUGCAAUGUACUGUGUUGCCGAUCAGAACAAUUCCGAAGCCCGGUGGCAGCAGUGUUUCAGCCUUCUUCGGGAGAGUUUGCCCGGCUUCAGUCUCGAACACGUUCUCGGAUUUAUAAAGUCGAGCGAAUACGAAACAGACCUGUUUCUUUCAUCCGGAGAAUCGACUGGCUGGCCGGCGGUGCAGGCGCGCGUUCUCCACGAACUAGCCUUUUCAGCACGGAAGAUUGGCGAUACCAAGCUUGCAAUCAAACUUUUAUCCGGCCUCCUGCAUAGUACCCACUCGUUUCUUAACAAAUCGGAGCAGGAAGAGAUGCUCCAAGCUUUGAAGAACUACUCCUCUGCGUGUCGAGAGGAAAGCGAAAUCCUCUACGAGCCGAUUUGUUUACCGAGCUUUGUUAAUGUUGUGAUACCGACGGGAAAUGGAGAUCCAAACCUUGAACCAAUCGAGACUACGGCCCAACAAACCAAUCGAGUUUUCAUCUACUCACCAUUCGAAAAAGACCGGAAAAAGAUCCGCUGGGUGAAAUCUGAAGUCAACACAAUCGAACUGAUAUUCUACAAUCCACUUGCUGCGGAAAUCGAUGUCAAUCACAUAUCUAUCGUUGCGAAGGGAGAAGCUUCCCCAGUGAAUAUCAAGCCGCAAAGUGUUCGUUUGUCGCCUGGAUCUCAUGUUUCUGUCAAAAUCGACUGCAUCUGCGAGAUUGUUGGUGAAUUCGAAAUCACCGGCUACAGAAUCGAUCUAUACGGUCUCGUCUACGAGGUUCACUUUGAGCGGCUUUUGAAAAAACGAAAGGAAAUUUACAUUCUGAAAAGCUACAAGAUCGAAGUGAUCGACACGAUUCCGAUGCUCGGAGUCGACGUGUCCCUCGUCCAAUCUCCAAAAGCGUUGAAUAUCGUCCGCGAACUCCAAGAAAACCAACAAGUCAAGUACAAAUCUGCCUUCUACGACGGGGAACAUCAGAAAAUUGCGAUCACGAUCGAGAACGUUUCUCAAAUCCCCAUCGGCGAAAUUGAAGUUUAUCAAGAAGUCGAUAGUGAAUCAAAGGGAGUGAUUAACUUUUCAUGCGAGAGUGCUCCUUCUACUUUGAAACCCGGCGAACGCGUCAUUUUCGAAGCCUUCUUCGACAGUGAAUUGAAAGACAGCAAAAUUGAGACCGUCCUGCACUUCAUCAAAAUCAACUACAAAGAGCACUCCGAUGUUUGCUACAUGCGUACACACACGACGAUCUUCGAAAGUGAUAUCAUCCGUCCCCUGGAAGUUAUCGGCCUCUGCGUGAAGCAGUCAGAAUCAUCCGAAUACGCAACGAUCGUCCUAGAAUGUCAUAACAAGGCAAUCGAGGAGAUAAACAUCAUUCAGUCUGUGCCUAAUCAACAGGGACCUGCUUCGCUGAAAUCAACUGUCGUUCGAAAUGGGCACGCAUCCGUGCUCUACGUCCAAAUUGAGAAGCUAGCGCACAUUCCACUUUCCGAACAGUGCAUGGAAUCUGCGCUCGGACUCAAAUGGCGCUGCGAUCCAGCUCGUUAUGGGGUCGUUCAUCUUUCUUCCACCACACUUAACACGAAUGAACUCAUCGCCCUUCAGGCUAGUCCUCUCUACUGGGAGUCUGAAGUCGAUGAUGAGCCACUGGAAGAAAUCGUCAAAAAUGGAAAAGUAAUGGAGCCCAUGAUCGUCCGGACGACAGCGAUCAACCGCACCAACGAGCCCUUUGAAGAUCUCAAAAUAAUGCUUGAAGCCGUCCAAGAAGACUCCCGCGGGGAGUUCAAUGUUCUCGACGGUGCGAUCAUGUCCACUGGCCUCAACGAAGCAUUGACUCAAGUGUUGGAGUCGAAGUCCUCCGUUGAAUUUUCUCACAUGAUGAUUCCACGCUUUGCUGGCAAUUUCAAAAUUCGCUUCAGGGCGUUUGUCGCGGAUAAAGGUUGGUUCUUGUAG